Aedes albopictus (Asian tiger mosquito) is the source of this 1078-nucleotide messenger RNA. RefSeq lists its product as uncharacterized. The record is from RefSeq and is a predicted model, not a curated record. The transcript is spliced from 2 exons. NCBI's taxonomy places the organism in Eukaryota, Metazoa, Arthropoda, Insecta, Diptera, Culicidae. The coding region runs from base 159 to 944 and encodes 261 amino acids.
AUUUUUCUUUCAGCGCAAGUGCGUGGCGUGGGUGUCCGUUUGUGGUGUUUGUCCCUGUUUGUCCUAUUUUCAGUGAAAAAAAUCUAAUUUUCAAUUAAAUUCCGAAUACAGCAACUUAGCUUCGUUAAACUUGUCCGUGGUUGUCCUAUGGUUUCAAAAUGUCCCAUCUUAAUCACUGCCGUUUGUGCUUGAAGGAGGUUAUCGACCCAGCUAACGCAGCCAAUAUUUACACCAAGCUCUCCGAUGGAAUCCCGCUGGCGGAACACUUGGAUUCGCUUUUUGAUAUUCUGGUCGGUGACUACAGCGACGCUGAUGUUCUGAAGCUGUUGUGCUCAGAGUGUGUAGGACAUAUUACCAGAUGUGCAUCCGGUAACGCAUCCGUCCAGGAACUCGAGACAAUCGGAAAUAGAUUCCGCAGCAUGGAGGGUAACGCGAGGAUGUUUAUCCGCGGACAGUCACUGCAAAUCGGCAGCAGCCCGAACAGUUCGAUCAAUUCUCCGUUCGGCAUGAGCACACCAAAGGUGGGAACCGUACAGCCCCUUUCGGCAUCAACCGGACACAAACGUACCGCCAGGGAUGCUGACUUGGAUUGGCGUCUAAGCCAACCAUCUACCAGCCGUGGUGGCGGCAGUCGACGAUUGGACCGCUCUCAGAAGAAAGUGGUCGUUCGUGAAAUUCAACUGGACGAGGAGGAUGAAGAUGCCCGUGAAACAGUGGUCAAAACAAAGUGUCCAUUUUGCAAAAUGACCUACGUGCGUCAUACGGCUCUGGUCAAACAUGUUGAAUCGAUUCAUCCGGAGAAGGGAGUAAAAUUCAAGAGGUGCGACUAUUGCGCGAGAAGUUUCCUGAAUGCGGCCGAGCUGAAGACACACAACAGCACCUGUCCUAAGAAGAGAAGCAGUGGUGGCGGCUGGUGGGGCUGGCGUCGCCGAGGAUGGUGGUGAGCAACUCUUACGGUCGCAUGAUUUAACCUUUCAGAUAUUUCAAAGCAAUACCUACUUCUUUUUUAAUAACUUGAACUAAUACUAUUAAAUAUUGUUUUGUUUUAAAUGUUUUCAAAUAAACAUUAAUUACCUAA